Molecule: messenger RNA, 4056 nt
Organism: Schistocerca piceifrons (Central American locust)
Lineage: Eukaryota; Metazoa; Arthropoda; Insecta; Orthoptera; Acrididae
Gene: Nab2
Product: zinc finger CCCH domain-containing protein 14
Exons: 18
Coding region: 300-3488 (1062 amino acids)
Biological process (GO): regulation of mRNA stability
Cellular component (GO): cytoplasm; nucleus
Molecular function (GO): metal ion binding; poly(A) binding
Source: RefSeq, a predicted model, not a curated record
CCUGUUUCCUUAACUUAGUGUGGCAUAAACAUUGUGCUUGAUAUAGUAUCUGACUGGUCGUAGUACAAUGUUAGAACAAUAAGAGAAACUACCAGUUGAGACACUGCAACCGCAUGAAACCGAUUUACAUCCCGUUGUUCUGUUGGUCAUACUCCAUCUGGGCAGUGUUGUUGGUGUGUGUGUUACACGGGUCGGCGAACAAGUCGGUGAAAAUCAAUUAGGGUUUGUUUCAUUAUGAUCACAUAAAACACGUUUCGUAGUUCAUUGGUUGGCUUAUAUAGUAAAGAAUCAUUUUAAUUAUGGAAGGAAUUGGAGGAGAAAUUAGUUCAAAAAUUCGAGCUGCCAUAAAAUCGAAGCUGAUGGAAAUGGGAGCGUAUGUAGAUGAAGAGCUACCAGAUUAUGUUAUGGUGAUGGUGGCAAACAAGCGCAGCAAGUCUCAGAUGGCCGACGACUUGCAGCUUUUCCUAGGAAAGAGUACUGAACAGUUCACAAACUGGCUACAGCAAGUACUGAGCAGGCUACAGGAGGUAGCGGCAGUAAACAGUAAAACAUUAACAGAUACUAAGAAAGUUCAGAGUCGGAUUUCAUCAGACGAGGCUGCCCACAAGGUGAAGUCUGCCUCUAAGCUCAAAUGUGAACAGGUUACCAAGCCCAAACCAGAGCACCCUCAAGACAGAGCCGGCAGCCACCGCUCCGAGAAGAAGCACACUGGAGUUGCCAUCAGUGGUGGUGGUGGUGGUGGUGGUGGUAGCAGCAGCGGCACCAAAAAAGACCGCAGAAAUGGCAGUAGUGGCAGUGGGGCUGCCACAGAGAAGAGCAAGAGGGUGGCCGACGGCAAGGCACCUGAACCGGCCUCAGCAAAAACAAAGAUUGUUCUGAUGAACAGUGACGAUGAUGAGGAAGACUUCAUUAACAUCAAAGCUGAUGCUGAAGCAGAGGCCUUGUUGAAAGCAGAACUGCCCGCAUCUGCUAAGCGACUGCAGACAGUGACGGUGGCGGUGACAGUUAGGGGUGCGGAGACUGCUCAGAGGCAGAGCUGCACGUCGCCAGAGGCCGCGGCGAGAGCGGAGCCGCGGCAGCGGCAGCUCGGUGCCGCCGCACCUGUCGUGAACGCAGUCUCUGCACGGGACGUGACUGCAGCUGUGGCACACAGUACGAGCGGUGCGCGGAAGGUCCGGCCGACAGUGCGCCGGGUUGUGACUGCGCCGGCCUCGGUUGUCGCCGUGGCGACAAAGAGGUCUGCAGGCGAAGAGGACGGCAGAGGCCCGGCAAAGAGGGCCGCUGUAUGCGUCAGCGAGGAGGCUGUGUCGAAGAGGAGCCUGGCCAGCACCGUGGGGGUGACCGACAGGCUAGGAGUGCGGCCGAGUGGAGGCCCGAGUAUAAAGGACAGGCUGGGUACGAGAGGUGCCGUAGCCGUCGCUGCUGCCGCAUCGGCGUCUGACGAGCCGGUGAGCAGGCCGGGCGCGAGGAAUCCCACAGCUGCAGCUAGAGAGCCCCGUCCUGGCGGUGGCAAGGUGACGGACAGGUUGGGGCCGAGGCCCACCGGCAGUGGGACUGCCAGUGCCCCAGAAGGGUCAGGCACAAAGUCCACUGCCACUGCGGAGAGCGGCGGACUGCCGACCAGACUGAGGGUCACAGACAGGCUGGGCACGAGGAGGGGUGACGCUGCGAGGGAGGCCGGCACAUCCAGGAAGAGAGCGGCAGAGGGAGGCAGAGACUCUCUGCCCGAGGUAGCGGCAAAAAGACCGGCGGCGGAGGGUCCGGGCAGCCGGCUGGCACGGCGGCUGCGCGAGUUGGCUGAGGGUCCCGGCGGCGGCAGUGCGAGGGUGGCCCACGUGCCUCCCAACAACAUCCGGCAGGGUGGCACCAGCUCUGGCACCGGCCACGCGGACUGCAGGCCGUCAGUAAACUCGCAAGUGGUCCCGACGGGAGCUCGCGAAUCGGUGGCGGAGAACCGCGACGUGGAGGGCGAGGUGGUGCCCGCGGUAGCACUGCCGUCAGUGGUUCGUGUCACGCCGCGGCCGCGGCUGCCCGCCUCCAUGCAGGCCAACAAGAACCUCCUGCUCAAGGCAGUCGCAGAGGCCCAGCGCAGUGUCGCUGCGGCAGCAGCUUCGGUCGUCGCGUCUGCCUCCGGCACCGUCCUGUCCGCCGUCUCGACAGUGGCUACACGGCACAGGGUAGAAGGGCGUCGAGUUGCAGUCCGGCACCGGGAAGAGGAGGAAGACGAGCGAGAACAGGAGGGAGAGGAUAACUACAGGGACGAGGCACUCCAGAAUCCAGAAGGCAUAUUCACUCGAUGCUUCCUAAACAGGGAGAACUUUGCUGUAACGGUAUCAAAUGAAUCAGGAGCCGUGGGAGACUCAGAGGAGGACGAGCAGUUCGACGACGGGCGACGGCGCGACUGCACGCUGCGCGAGCUACGCGGAGCCGGGAGGCAGAGGCCGGUAGUGACCACUGCCGGCAAAUCCGCGAAGGCCUUCAUGCCCGCUGACACACCACAGCAAAUAACCAUCCAGCUGUCUCCCGAGGGCAGUCGCGACGGUGACUCCUCUUCGGAGCGCGAAGAUGAAGAGGUGGCCGAAAUACCGCCACACUCAGCAGCAGGGAAGGACGACACAAGAAGCUACGACGGGCAGCCGGUGUUCGAGGAUGAGGACGAGGAGGAAGAGGGGGGGCCCGUGGCGACAGUCGCUGCCAUCAGACCGACAGUCGUCACGACAGUGCCCCACAUGGACAUGGAGCCUGUUGCACGUCCAAAUCCACAGUUUGUUGUUACAUUGGAUGGAUUGGACGUCUCCAUGUUUCCGAAUGCCGGUACAGACGAUGACGAGGGGCCAGCAGAUCCAGGGUGUCCUGUCGACCGAGACGUCUCGAAAGUGGACUCUGGCAGCAGUGGUGUGGGACGUUCUGCGGGCACACCAUCCACUGGCAGGGCGACCAUUGUACAGAGGGUGGAGCCGCGCCUCCGGCUAGGACCGAUGCCGUCAAACCACCACCCUCAGCAGCAGCAACUGCAGCGCGGGGGUGGGGAGGUGUCGUCAAUAGGUUCGAGUUCUGGCUCCGGUAUCGCUCCUGCUAAAACUGCGGAGCGAUGUAAGUAUUGGCCCGCGUGUCGGAUGGGCGGAAAGUGUACCUUCCAUCACCCGACUCAGACAUGCAGGGCAUUUCCAGCAUGCAAGUUUGGUGAGAAGUGCCUCUACAUCCACCCCAACUGCAAGUUCGACGCGGCGUGCACACGGAGGGACUGCCCCUACACUCACUCGAGCCCGCGGCUGAGUGCGGCUGCUGCUACCAGAGGUUCUGCGCAGUCCAGCAGCGGCACGGCGGUCUGCCGCUUCUUCCCCGGUUGCACCAACCCGGCUUGCCGCUUUCUGCAUCCCAAGGCUUGCAAGUACGGACGGUAUUGUGUCAAACCGGGAUGCACUUUCCAGCACGACGGAGUCCCUACAACAGACAAACUGAAGUGGGUGUGUCCUUUCCGGGCAUAAAUACAACCCUACCAUAUAUUUUCAGAUUUGCUUCCUUCAGCUCUAGCCACUUGUCACUGCUUAGGACUGUGAGUGCUUUCAGCUCAUGUUCAUUUAUAAAUACCCGUUGAACUGUAAAUUCAAUUCUAUGAAAUAAUCUCAUCCUCUGUCAUUAAUUAAUUAAUUUAUUUAUUUAAUGAUAGUUGCUCAUGUCGUGUGUGUGUGUGUGUGUGUGUGUGUGUGUGUGUGUGUGUGUGUGUGUGUGUGUGUGUGGGCGGGCAUGCAAGUGUUUUUCUUAUGUAAUAAACAGAUAGAUAGACGUAUGUUAUAUGGUUUACACUAUGUCAAGUAAAAAGAAAUAAUUCCUAAUCACUGUAUGAAUUUGUUUUAAUAGAGUAAAAUACUGUAACGUGGUUACAGCUGUAGAAUUGCUGCUCAGUAAGUGAGCAGAAAUGUAUUCCAUGUACACUUCUUUAUUAUUAUUAUUGUUAUUGUUGAUCAUGUAUAAUUUAUUAUUAGUGUAUGAACAAUUUGAUUUCUUCCACCGAACAAGAAUAAACCACAAUAGAAAUGACCACAAUAAAAUACU